Messenger RNA from Colius striatus (speckled mousebird), 1934 nucleotides. RefSeq names its product glutamate decarboxylase 1 (gene GAD1). Gene Ontology annotation, molecular function: pyridoxal phosphate binding; glutamate decarboxylase activity. The record is from RefSeq and is a predicted model, not a curated record. Bases 162 to 1934 code for a protein of 590 amino acids. Gene Ontology annotation, cellular component: cytoplasm; presynaptic active zone. Gene Ontology annotation, biological process: GABA biosynthetic process. Lineage: Eukaryota; Metazoa; Chordata; Aves; Coliiformes; Coliidae. The transcript has 17 exons.
AUGAAGCAGAUCAAAACGGAGAGCAACACAUGCAGCAUGGAUCAGGAAGGGGACAUCCUGAAACAAGAAUCCACAAAGUAUGUAAAACAAUUUAAUUCCUUGCUGCCCACUCCUAAGAGGAAUAUCGGAAGAAACCCGGGCUCCGGGGCUUUUCUGAAGGGAUGGCUUCCUCAGCUCCCUCGUCCUCCAACGAUGCUCCGGACCCCACCCCAACUAAUUUACGACCCACAACUUACGACUCAUGGUGCGGCGUGGCGCACGGGUGCACCAGGAAGAUCGGGCUGAAGAUCUGUGGGUUCUUGCAAAGGACCAAUAGCCUGGAAGACAAGGGCCGGAUUGUCAGCUCCCUGAAGGAAAGGCAGUCCUCCAAGAGCCUGCUGGCGUGCGAAAACAGCGAGAAGGAAUCCAGGUUCCGGCGCACCGAGACAGACUUCUCCAAUUUGUAUGCUAGAGAUUUGCUGCCCGCCAAGAAUGGCGAGGAGCAGACCAUGCAGUUCCUGCUGGAGGUCGUGGACAUCCUCCUCAACUACGUGAAGAAGACGUUUGACAGAUCCACCAAAGUGCUUGACUUCCAUCACCCGCACCAGCUCCUGGAGGGCAUGGAGGGCUUCAACCUGGAGCUGUCAGACAACCCUGAGUCCUUAGAGCAGAUCCUAGUGGACUGCCGGGACACGCUGAAAUACGGAGUGAGGACAGGUCACCCUCGCUUUUUCAAUCAGCUGUCCACAGGCCUGGACAUUAUUGGCUUGGCUGGAGAGUGGCUGACAUCAACAGCUAAUACAAACAUGUUUACCUAUGAAAUUGCCCCCGUUUUUGUCCUCAUGGAACAAAUAACACUCCGAAAGAUGAGAGAGAUUAUUGGGUGGUCAAAUAAAGAUGGUGAUGGAAUAUUCUCACCUGGAGGAGCUAUCUCCAACAUGUACAGCAUAAUGGCUGCACGCUACAAGUAUUUCCCUGAAGUCAAAACCAAAGGCAUGGCUGCUGUCCCUAAACUGAUUCUCUUUACUUCAGAACAUAGUCACUACUCAAUAAAGAAAGCUGGAGCUGCACUUGGGUUUGGAACAGACAAUGUAAUUUUGAUAAAAUGCAAUGAAAGAGGCAAAAUAAUACCAGCUGAUUUGGAGGCAAAAAUUUUGGAAGCAAAACAAAAGGGAUACAUUCCUCUCUUUGUAAAUGCAACUGCAGGCACAACAGUGUAUGGAGCCUUUGAUCCAAUACAGGAGAUUGCAGAUAUAUGUGAAAAAUAUAACCUCUGGCUCCAUGUAGAUGCUGCCUGGGGAGGUGGACUGUUAAUGUCCCGAAGGCAUCGGCAUAAAUUGAAUGGAAUAGAAAGAGCCAACUCGGUCACUUGGAAUCCACACAAGAUGAUGGGAGUGUUGUUACAAUGUUCUGCCAUUCUUGUCCGGGAGAAGGGUCUACUUCAAGGCUGCAAUCAAAUGUGUGCAGGCUAUCUCUUCCAGCAAGACAAACAGUAUGAUGUAUCCUAUGACACUGGAGAUAAGGCAAUACAGUGUGGUCGGCAUGUGGACAUUUUCAAAUUCUGGUUGAUGUGGAAAGCAAAGGGUACUGUAGGAUUUGAAAAUCAGAUUAACAAAUGCUUGGAGCUGGCAGAAUAUCUCUACACUAAAAUCAAAAACAGAGAAGAUUUUGAGAUGGUUUUUGAAGGGGAGCCAGAGCAUACAAAUGUAUGUUUUUGGUAUAUUCCACCAAGUCUCAGGGGCAUGCCAGACUGUGAUGAGAGAAGAGAAAAGUUGCACCGGGUGGCACCAAAAAUCAAAGCACUGAUGAUGGAGUCAGGUACUACCAUGGUUGGAUAUCAGCCUCAGGGCGACAAAGUCAACUUCUUCCGAAUGGUCAUCUCGAACCCAGCAGCAACUAAGUCUGACAUUGACUUCCUCAUUGAGGAAAUAGAAAGACUGGGGCAUGAGCUGUAG